Molecule: messenger RNA, 2849 nt
Organism: Paramuricea clavata
Lineage: Eukaryota; Metazoa; Cnidaria; Anthozoa; Malacalcyonacea; Plexauridae
Source: the annotation of a GenBank genome assembly
AUGGCUGACAGUGAUAGGAGUGAACUCUGGGGUGAACAAAAUGUGUUUUCCCUUGGAAAUAUCGAGCCAGUUGACAUCCAUAAUGGCUUUAAUCAAAAUCAAGGCCUUCAGAUUGAGAAUGAUACAACACCUCAAGUUAGAAAUGACAAUCCAAUCCAGAUUAUCGAGUAUAAUGUUGAGAUAUUUAUUGGCCAAGUACAAGAAGAGCCAUGUUUAUGGAACACUUCAUACAGAGCGUAUAAAGAUCAGACGAAACAGAAAAACGCCUGGUCUAACAUUGCUGCGAAAUUCGGGAAAGACGGUAAGUCAUAUUAUGAUUAUUAAAAUAUUCCUUGAAGUUGAUGGGUUGAUGAUAUAAUUUUGUGUAUAACCACUGGUCCACUGUGACCUGCAUUGAGUCUCUAGUUUAUGCGCCAUUUCUUUCAAGUAAAAACGCAUUCUAUUUUUGGACAUUCAACAUGUCACUCUAUAAUAUUAAGUAAAAACCAUUGUUCCUUUUCAGGAUUUAUGGGUUUAUAUUUAUAACAAAAAUAAAAAUUCAAAAUUAUUAAUACUUAUAUUGGUUUUAUGCAUCAAUCAACAUCAGCAAUACUCAUUUCCAUUGGACCAGCCCCAGGUAUUGGAAGCUUUAUUUCUGGGCCAUGGCAAUUAUUAAAUGCCUAAUCCCAAGGAAUUCCACCCAAUUAAAUGUCGAGGGAUUCACUCUCAGGAUUUCCAGGCUGAAAUUUCAUAAACCUGGAGAUUUCCAGAGUGAAAACUCUUAAAACCUGAGGACUUCCAGUCUUACAUUUUUAAACCCCGAGGAUUUCCAAUGUUCUCGACAGGGGGGGGUGUACAGACAUUAAAUGCCAAUCUACUUGUCAGGCAUACUUUGACCCUAGGUUAGGGAGUGGUCAUUAUUUAUGGGGAGGGGGGGGGGUUGGGAAAUGGGGAAAAUAAGGAUUGAAAACUUUUUUGACCCCCCCUCCAGACUGAAGGCAAACUUUUUGUGCCUCCCCCCUCAUAAAAGUAGAAACUUUUCUGACCCCCUCCCCCCCAGUGUGGAUUGAAAAAUUAACAGCAAUGAAACAGGUGUGCGUUGCAGGUAAAGUUAGAUAUUAGGACAAUCUGUUUAAUCUAGCUCAUGAUGUUUUACCCUGGUGAAUAUGAUUCAAUCAUAUAUGAUUAACCUAACCCAUGACCCGUCUUCAUACAGCAAAAUGAUUUGAACACAGGGUUUUUUUAAGAACUUGUCUGGGGGGUGGGCAUCUACAAAAAGGGACCAUACUAUAUUGAGUGUGGAGAGAUGACAGAUGGUUGUUGGUGACAAAAAGUUUGGUGAGGUAUCGUAUGUACUAGUAGGGAGGUCUGGGGGUAUUAUCCCCCAGAAAAUAUUUUGUAUUUUUCCACCCCUAGAACUGAAAUGUGAGCAUUUUCUGAAACAGAUUUUUGGAUAUGCAGCUUACAUUGUGCGUUGAUAGACCGAAUCUGAUCAGUUAAGUGUACUUGCAUGGUAUGUUUAUGUAAAUACCACAACUGGGUCACUCAGGGGGUAGAAAGCUUGUUAUACUUAGUGGGUCCGAUUCCCACGAUCGCGAGGUGCUACCAUGGUUGGCGCCGAGCAGGGAAAUUUUGAAAAUUUUGAGUCUCUAGAUCGUUGGAAAUAGCAUUUCAGAGUCUUCUUUUUUGCUAUUUGUGAUUAUAGAAAUCAGAACUCUAGACAUGGUAUUUAAGUUCAAAAACUUUUUUAUGGAAAAAAGGCGUGGCGUUGGGGUUUUGUUUGAGGUUGAGGCUUAUCAGGUUUGCCCCCAUUUCCCAACCCCCCUCCCCAUAAAUAUUGACCACUCCCUAAGGGCUUUUCAACAUUACAUUACAUAUUAAAAUUACUAUAAAUUACUUCUAAAACUACCUAUGUUACAUAUACUUAUCUUAUUAAUGCCAAGAAGAGAGAAUACUUAUCUGGACUGUCUCAAUCAUUAUACAACAACUCUAAAUCAUUUUGGAGAUUUUUUAAGUCUAAAUCUUCAAAAUCUUCCAUACCUGAUGUAAUUAAGAUAGGGGGUCUUAAACUAUUCUCUUCUGAAGAAAAGGCUGAUGCUUUUAAUACUUAUUUUGCGUCAGUUUUUACCUCCGACUCAAAUUCUUCUUUACCUUUAAUUUCUCCUUCGCAGUCAUCAUCAAACUUUCUUGACUCAAUAACUGUUUCUGAAUUUGAAGUUCAAUCUUUGUUAUCCAGUUUGUCACCCUCUAAGGCUACUGGGCCUGAUGGCAUACCAGCAUAUCUUUUAAAGCGCUGUUCCGAAGUCAUCGCUCCGUCUUUAACAGUUAUCUUCGAGUUGUCUCUUCAGCAGGGUGUAUUUCCUUCUGAAUGGAAAUCUGCUAAUGUGGUUCCAAUACCUAAGAAAGGUGACGCUCAUGAAGUCACAAACUACAGACCUGUUUCAUUACUCUCCCAAGUCUCAAAAGUACUUGAACGCUUGAUUUUUAGACAGGUUUCUUCUUUCAUUAAGGACUCUUUGUAUGACAUUCAACAUGGCUUUCGCUGCAAUAGGUCAUGUGUUACUCAACUUUUGAAUGUGUUUCACGAUCUCGGUCGUGCUCUUGAUUCUGGCAAUGAAAUUGAUCUUCUUUAUCUUGAUUUUGCUAAAGCUUUUGACUCCGUAUCUCACAGCAAACUCUUGUUUAAACUAAAAUCUUUUGGAAUUUCCGGUCAACUUCUUCACUGGUUCGCUGAUUAUCUCCAUAAUCGGAAACAGCGUGUCGUUAUCGAAGGGGUCUCUUCAUCUUUCCUUAACGUUAAAUCUGGUGUGCCACAAGGUAGUGUCAUAGGUCCACUACUUUUCAUUUUGUAUGUGAAUGAUCUUCCAGAG